Molecule: messenger RNA, 4994 nt
Organism: Spodoptera frugiperda (fall armyworm)
Lineage: Eukaryota; Metazoa; Arthropoda; Insecta; Lepidoptera; Noctuidae
Gene: RhoGAP5A
Product: N-chimaerin
Exons: 8
Coding region: 154-1515 (453 amino acids)
Biological process (GO): signal transduction; regulation of GTPase activity
Molecular function (GO): GTPase activator activity
Source: RefSeq, a predicted model, not a curated record
CGUCAAUGUCAAACCGCAACGCAAGUUUUGUUUACGUUUCAGUUUCCAAUUAAUUCCUAAUAAAGGCGACUAUUUCCUAAAUACCUUGACAUACUGACGAAUAAUAAAAUUGUGGCAUCGAUACCUGAAUCCAACGUAAACAAACUAAUAAAAAUGGAGAACCUGAAAAACAUUUGGAAACCGGAACUAUAUCGAAUACAGAUGGAGGCUCCGAAGCCUAAGCGUGUGGUUUGCGAUAAUUUAGAGGACAGACCAGAGUUUUAUGGCCGUGAAUACCACGGUGUAAUGAGUCAUAAGGAAGCGACGGCAAUCCUUGAAAAUGAGCCGAAUGGCGCCUUUCUUAUUAGAAAAGGAAGUCAGAAUAACGAUUUCUAUACGUUAACUUUAAAGUUCGAUGACAAAAUCCAUCACUACAAACUAUAUUACGAUGGCUCACACUACAUUGGCACGAAACGGUAUGAAACUAUUUACGAGCUGGUUGCGGACGGGCUUGUCACAUGUCACAUGGAAUUGAAGGCUCACCAUAUCGUUGAAAUGAUCAACUCACGAGCGAGCUACCCGGAGAGUCCGUAUGUUACACUAAACAGACGGAAACUUAAUACAUUGUCAAGAAUGCAGCAAGCGUCAAACAACUCGAGCCCAAUUAUAAUGAAGACUGAAAACAAAGCUAUAACCGACACGGAUGGACUGAAGAAACCUCCGUUUGAUCUCACACCCUCCAUAGAAGACAAUCCUUUAGUCAUGAAGUACUCAAAGUCACAUACGUUCAAAGUACAUACGUUUAAAGGACUGAAUUGGUGCGAAUUGUGCGCUAACUUCCUAUGGGGCUUUACGGCACAAGGUGUUAAAUGUGAAGACUGCGGCUUCAUAGCACACUCGAAAUGUUCAGAGCGGGUCCCAAAUCACUGUGUUCCGGAUCUAAAGAAAUUACGAGGCGUCUUUGGUAUAGAUCUGACUACGUUACUCAACGCCCACUCUAGUACGUUGCCAUUCGUCGUUAAGAAGUGUGUGAAUGAGAUAGAAGAUCGGGGGAUGGACUCAGAGGGGAUAUAUAGGGUGUCGGGAUUCGCUGAUGAAAUUGAAGCUUUGAAACUGGCUUUUGAUCGAGACGGCGAGGCAGCAGAUUUGAGCGUGUACAGCAACAUCAACGUGGUGGCCGGUACACUGAAGCUGUACCUGCGACUGCUGCCGGUACCGCUGAUCACGUACGAGGUGCAUCCCAAACUAGUGCAGGCUAUACAGAUGAAAACGCAAGCGCAGCAGAUUACCUCGCUGAGGGAAUGCCUGGACUCCCUCCCGCCCGCACACUUCAACUGUCUGCAGUACAUGGUGCAACACUUACACAGAGUAUCCCAACUAGCAGACGUGAACAAAAUGAGCGCUCACAACUUGAGUACAGUGUUCGCCCCGACGUUGGUCGCCACGCCGCCCGCCAUCACAGACCUAGCGUUCGAGAUCCGCGCCCUACAAGUAUUGAUCGAACACUGCCCGCAAAUAUACUACGGUAACAAGUGAAUUUUGAAUUCAAACUUUGAUUUAAUUAUGUUAACGAGGUACCCCGAUCAGUUUCAAGCCACUACAGGGCCCAUAUUUAAGUGAAAAUGUCUCAUGCCCGAAUACUCAAACGCUACUCAAUUUUAAGACGCUCUCAAAUGUAGUUCUGUCACUAUCAAUUCUUUAUAAAAUGACAGAGAUAGCACGAUAUUUAAGUACAACUUAAAAUUGAGUAGCGUUCGAGUAUUCGGGCGUCAGUUGGCAACGUGAUGCUUACCACGUCAGUUCUGUGUAGGCCCCUGCUGUAGUUUGAAAGUAGACGGAGGUACCUCAUCGUAGUAAAGUCGAACAACACAAUGAAUGUGUGUCUCAAGAGAGUUACAACUCUGCUUUUGGUGAAAUAUGUGAAGAAAUGUUGGUACAUACAACUUUAAAACGUUGUUACAUAUCUAUACGGUUCAAUAUCAAACACUAUCAUCCUAAUACAUAUUAUAACCCUGUAACAUAAGAAUUAUAAGUUAAAGUAAGACGUGAUGGAAGCUACACUUUGCUACGCACGUUCCAUUCGAACCUAUCCGACUACUAAGUCUCUUUGCCCUAUCUUCAGUUUCAACUAGUUUAGCCUAGGGGGUAUUCAUAUUUUUGACCCCCCCUCCCGUCCUUGUCACAAUUGGUCACAUUUGUGAAACCUCCCCCUUCCUAGUGUGAAUGGAAGGGGCCUAGUGUGACGUCACAUCUAGAUUUUUUUGAGUUUUUCGAUAAUAGUUCCAAGUUCGUGUUUUAACAGUUAAAUUAUGAUAAUUGAAAUGUGACGUCACGAAAUUUAAGACGCCUCCUGCCCCCUUGUCACAUAAAGUCACACUUCGCCGACCCCCUCCCCCCCUUAACGUGUGACGUAAUUAUUGGAUGGCCCCUAGACCAAACUAGUUAGUCCUAAAAUCAGGUUUUGCUGGUAACAGUUAUUUAUUUAGGCAUGGUCGUCCCACUGCAGGGCAAAGGCCUCCCUACCCUCCUUUCACUCCUCUCUGUGCAAAGCUUUCUGCGGCCAAUCCUUGUCGUAGGUGUAAAGUUCGUCCCGCCAUCUCCUAGUAACAGUUACAUUCGAAAAAUAGUUGUAACAGUUUAUGCUACUAAUGUAGACUGAUUUUAUAUAUACAACCCUAUUAUUUGUAGAUGUAGUACAAUAAGAACAAGUUUAUUUACUGAUUUUUUUGUAGCCACACACAUUACCAUGCAUUUGUUCCUAAUUUUUGUAUUUUUUUUUUAUAAUUUUAUAAUUUUCAAUACGGCUCACCUACGGUGCUAGUGAAUGUGAAUCUCUUGUUCUUCAUCCAAUAGGAAAUUGGCUAGUGUUACACCAUUGGACGAUCAAUAUUUGACAGCUUUAAUGAUUGGAUAAAAAGUACUUCUAAGUACAUUUGCGCCAUCUGUACCUCUACCAUGAGUUUGAAGCAAUAGUAUUUGGCGAUAGUCGCUAACGACGAUUUUUUUUUAUGGCAAAUUUUAGUUCCACAUGUUCAAAUUUACGUCGUCGCUAGCGACUAUCGACAAAUACUAUUGCUUCAAACUCAUAGUAAAGGUUCUGAUAUGCAAAAAUACGGUAGCCGUAUUAGAAACAGCAUGUAAUGCCCCAAGUGUUGCAAGCGUUCAUAGGCCACGGUAACCACUUACCAUCAGGGAAGGCCAUGUGCUUUCUUGCCACCGUCGUGGUAUAAAAAAAGCUAAAUCUCGCAAUAGUCCAGUCAUUUGGUAAAUAAAAACUUUCCAGGUAAAACUACCAAAUGACUGGACUACAAGCAUUUACUUAAGAUUAAAGACUCAAAAUGAGGCACAAAACUCAUUAAAAUAAAUCUCACAAAUUAGUAAAUAAGUUAUAUAUAAGUGCAAUAUACAUAUACAUAAUUAUAAUUAUUUAUCUUUUAUAUUUAAAACCAUGUGAUAAUUGGAACUUUGGUCUUUCAAAAAGAAUAUCUUUUUCUACCAUUCCAGGUUGUGUAGUUAAUUAAAUAUAAGUUGUUUGUAACCAAAACGUAUUGUAGGAAUGAGGUCCUUAAUAUUUUUUUUUAGUAGAAAGUGUGUUUGUUACUGCCGUACUUAGAGACAUUUAAUGAUUACUUAAACUAUUCCUUAGUGGAAUGGACCUUAAUGGACUGUUUUUUUUUUUGAGGGGGAAAAUCAUCCAAUGACUUCUCCCGCCUUGAGCGAGGCGAGAGGGAGUGUCAGACUCUUACUGACUAAAAACCACCCCGUUCCUUCUCCUGCUUUUUGAGCCGUAGCCCCGGUAAACCCGCUAGGUAGUCCGCAGCUCCGGAAAUGGACUGGGUUAAGUAACCAUUAAAUGACUCUGAGUACGGCAGUUAGACUUAUACUCAUAAAUUGCUGAACAGUUUUUUAAGAAAUUGAAUGCAAGAGAAAUUAUGAAUUAGUUUAAGUCUUCAAUUAAUUUGGCUUUGUAUACAUGAAUACAUGUUAUAGUUUUAGGACACUUUUUGAGAAAAUGAAACGGGAAUUGAUCAUUUUAACAUUUUUAAUGUCGAGAUUACCAAAAAAAUCUAGGUCUGAUAGGUUAAAAAAAAUAUAGUACCAAAAUGGGGUGAAUAGGGAUCGAGAGGUGAAUAGGUACAGGGAAAUUCUUCAUAGUAUCUAUUCACCCCUCUUCUGUCCCUAUUCACCUCUCGAUCCCUAUUCACCCCAUUUUACUGUACGUGUUUGUUUUACGUUUUACAAGAUUGCGUUCAACGCUCUGAUUGGUUAAUUUAUUCAUCAUCAUCAUCAGCCUGUUCUCGUCCACUGCCGGACAUAGGCCUCUCCAAUGGCACGCCACUGAGCUCGAUCUUCAGCUCUACGCAUCCAACCACUACCAGCCACCUUGCGGAUAUCGUCACUCCACCUAUGGUUGGUUCAUUCAGAGCCGGCCAAUGAGAGCGCAGAACGCGGUCUCGUGUCAUACUAAGCCUUACCAAGCAGAUUUUGCUUGCAUAAAUCUAUCACUUGUAUUAUUGUGAAAUAAUGUCGUAUUAACCAAUUUUGUACAUUUAUUUAUAUCGUAUUUUUAUACAUAUGACAAAUCACAGAUUCAUACGAAAUUAUGACGUAUCUGCUUACUAUAAUAUUAUAAAUACCAAAGUUUGUUUGUGUGUAUGUUUGUUAAUCAAUCACGUCAAAACGGCUGAAGAGAUCGGGAUGAAAUUUGUAACAGGGGUAGAUUAUGGUCUGGAAUAACACAUAGGAUACUUUAUCCCACGGGAAUGCGGACGAAACCGCUAGCAGAAGCUAGUUUUAAAAUAAAUAAUUCGACUAUACUAACUUACCUAUCAAUUUACUUUAAAAACUAUAUGGUGAUAUUUAUUUCAUUACCAAACUAAUGUUGGACCAAAAUUGAAUAAUCUCAUUGUUUGUAGAAAAAGGGCCUCUGAAUAAAAAAAUGUAUUCUUUUUUAUACUUUUGUAUUUAACCAUAAAAUAAUCGCAUUAGUAAAUAAAAGAGAUUAGAUCAAAUUA